AUGAUAGACAGAAUGACCUGUCCCGUCUGUCAGGUCAGCGCACUAACAGGCAUCUGCUAUAUCACUUACAGCAGCUCCAGAUGGAGACGUGUGUUUAAAGCAGAAGAUACAAACUCUACGAAACCUUCUCAAGGAAUGUCUUGGAAUAAGUAUGCUGUCAAUGAAGAUGUCCCGGAGACUGAAGCCACACCCAUCAUCAAGGAGACUGAAGCCACGCCCAUCACAAAGGCGACUGAAGCCACACCCCUCACCACAGCCCUCAUUUCAGAAGAGAAGCAGGUUGUGGGCUCACAGACUGACUCUGUUGGGUAUGAGGAGGUGACGGUGUGUGUGCCAGCCGAGAUGCCCCCGGUGGUACCCGUGACGGGAGAGUCGUUCUGCCAGUGUCCCGCUCAGACUGAACUCAGCUCAGAUGCCCAGAUCAGCCCAUACACCCUCAGCUGCACCUGCGGAGAGGAGGAACAGGGGUGUGAUUGGGUUUGGGAUGAGGAAGAUAAAUCCUCCUCUGUGUCUCUGAGCUGCUGGAACCGGACGGUGAGUUUCCACUCGGAGUAUAGCUGCGGGACGGCCGCCAUCAGGGGCUCCAAGGCCCUCAGCGACGGCCAGCACUUCUGGGAGAUCAAGAUGACCUCUCCCGUCUACGGCACUGAUAUGAUGGUUGGCAUCGGGACAUCAGAAGUGAACCUGGAUCAGUUCAAGCAUAGCUUCUGCAGUCUGCUGGGCACAGAUGAGGACAGCUGGGGUCUGUCCUACACAGGUCACCUCCACCAUAAAGGGUCAAAGGUGAACUUUUCUUCACGGUUUGGUCAAGGGUCUAUUAUCGGUGUUCAUCUGGACGGCUGGCAUGGCACCCUGAGCUUCUACAAGAACCGCCGCUGCAUUGGUAAGACAAACCAUAAGGCAAAUUAUUUACCCUCCUGUGACAUUCUUUUACAAAUAUCUCCCAAGUGCUGUUUAACAGAGCUUUUUCAACACAUUUUUAAGCAUUAUAGUUUUAAUAUGUAAUUCAUAACAACUAAUUUAUUUUGUCUUUGCAAUGAUGGCAGUACUUAAUAUUUGGCUACUUAUUUGCAAGAUGCUAGUAUAAGUGCAAUUUAAAUGCUUAGCUAGAUUAAUUAGGCAAGUUAGGUUAAUUCAGGGUUCCCACGCU
Molecule: messenger RNA, 1150 nt
Organism: Danio rerio (zebrafish)
Lineage: Eukaryota; Metazoa; Chordata; Actinopteri; Cypriniformes; Danionidae
Source: RefSeq, a predicted model, not a curated record